CUCUCCCCCAAAAAAACAAAAAACAAACCAAAAACAACAAAAAAACAGAAUGACAACCGAACACCAAUCAGUACUCGCUCAGAUGGCCAGACUACAGGGCACCAUCGACGAAUGCAAGAAGAACUUACAACAGGGCUCAAACAACAACAACAACAACAACAACCCAACCACUUCUUCAGCAGCAAACCAACCACCACCAUCGAACUACUACUCAAGGGUUAACUCAGCCCUGCCCCACGUCACAAAGACAACCUGGAAGUUGGCCUCCAACAGGCAACAAGCUAGUAAUCUAAUCAGACCUCAUCUAGCCGGUCGAUCGACCAAACUAAUCCUCAAUCGACCCACACCCACCAACACCAACACCACCACCACCAUCCAACCCAAACCAACCACAUCCCAACUACCCACUCCUACCAACAUCACCCCAUCAUCAUCUGCUCCAAUCACCACCACCUUAUCAGUCUCUGCUCAACCAUUCAAACCAUCCUCUGCUCCCACAUCCAAUCAACCAACCACCACUAACAACCUAGUAGCCCAUGAUUCAACCCAAACCCCUCCCAUCUCACUCGCACCAACAGCACAGAAUAUGACCCCCUCUCCGGUCGCUCAAACUGCCACGAACCUCAGCAACAUGAGCCUGGCUCCUAAUCAUCCUGCCGCCCCACUUACUCGAUCUCCCGCUUCUGCGACUCCUAUCAAGUCCAACGAACUCGUCAUCGAUGGCGUCUCCUUCGUCCGUGACACCCAGGGCAAAAAACUCGUCCGAAAGACCGAACUUGUUCCUGAACCGGUCCAACACUCGGAGAAACCGGCCCCAGUGCCAUCCACCUCUGCUCCUGACCUCAAUGUCCAGAAGGCUACUCCGAUCAAGGCGCUGAUCGGCGGGAUGACCUAUGUUCGUACUAAGUCUGGUAACCUCGUCGAACUCUCCGCACUCAAGAAAUUCCAGGCUCAACGACUCCAAGAAAUCAAGCGUGCUAAACUCCUGGCGACCGUCAAUGCGAUGAAGAGUCGAUACGCUUCUUCUGCCUCCCGGCCAUAUCCUCCUCCUCCUUCUUCCUCUCUUAAUAAUACUUGGGGUCACAAGAAACUCGGCCCUCAACCUUUACGUCAUUCUAAAGUUAUAGCCACAGUGGCCCGACCUCCUGUGAUUAAAAAGAACGAACAAUGUCGAUUUUUUGCUAAGACCGGAGCAUGUCGAAACGGUCUGACAUGUGUUUAUCAGCACGAUCCAUUACAGGUAGCGAUCUGUUCGCGAUACCUGCGCAAGAAAUGUUCGUAUUCAGCCACCUCAUGCCCGUUAUCGCACAAGCCGAACCCGCACAACAUGGAGCAUUGUUCGCACUUCCCACGAUGCAAUAAGGCGGACUGUCCGUAUCCACAUGUGAAGCCGACCAGUUCCCAGAUCUGUCCGGAAUUCGCCGAUCUCGGCUGGUGUUCUAAGGGCGCUCAAUGUACCGAACGUCAUGUGAGGGAAUGCCCCGAGUUUAGUACUAAAGGUACUUGCUCGAAUCCCGGCUGUCGUUUACGUCAUAUGAUCAAUCGGAAUCAUCACCAGAACGAGAACCUCGAGGAAUCUACUAGUCAUCAGGAGGAUGAAGAUCAUCGGAUGACCGCCGAUGAUGAAGCCGGUUCAUCGGACGAAGAGGCGCCAGACACGGCGGGCUCAGCCGGGUUGUUUUUCACCGACUUGACCGGCACUCAUGAUCCGAAAGGCAAACGUAAAGCCCCAUCGUCUAAAGCCCCAGUUGAUCCUCACCAUCAUCAACAACGGACUUUCAAAGGGAUCAGUCAUAAUACCGAAGUCGGUAGUCCGACGGUCAAGCGGAUCAAAUACGAUCAGAUGGCUGACAAUUCAGACUUUGUGAUGUUCAUCUCCAGUGAUGAGGAGCAAGGGACGUCUCCUGUUGGGCAACCCACUUCUUCGAAGAAAGAUCACACCGAACCGGUCGAGAUUUCCUCUGAGGAAGAUAAUGAAGAUGAUGAAGAAGAAGAAGAAGAGGGGGAGGGGGAGAAGGAUGUCGAAGAGGAAGAAGUGAUGGAUGUGGAGGAGCAUGAGUCUGCAGUGGACCCUAGUAGCGUCGAUAGCGAGGAACUUGAUAGCGUGUUGUUGGAUCAUCACCAUCUUCUUUCCCUCGAUCAUCAUCAUCAACUUGAAGACGAACUUGAAGGCGGGUGCGGAGAAGAGAUUCAUGAGGAAGCGAUUCCAGACGAACGGACUCAUGAAGAACGGAUUCCAGACGACACAAAUAACCCGUUUCGAGUAGAACAGAUUCAAGAAGAUCAAGGUCGAGGAUUCCUAGAGGCCGAAAAAGAAGAAGAAGACGAAGACGAAGAAGACGAUAAGCCGCUUCCCACGCCCACUCAUCCCUUGCCCCCUCGUCCGCCUUCGCCCUGCUUCCCCGCAUCCCCCGGGCCACUCAUCUUUUCCGCCCAUCGAGCCCCACUCAGCCUCUUCCCUUUAACCCCCAAUCCGUCUCAUCAUCAUCCUCAACUGGCUCCGCCGCCGCUUUCUCCGGUGGUCGUUGUUAAGCCCAGGAAUCGGUCGUCUUUGGAGCCGGGCGAAGAGAUCGAAGAAGGAGAAAUCUUCGAUGAUGAUGAUGAUGUCGAGGAGGAGAUGGCGCAGGAUCCUCCUUCUGGUGAAGCUCAGGUUUCUCAUCGGCCGGCCCACCCCCAUGGCUCUCAUCAACAACCCCAGCUGGCGGAUUCCUCCGUCAGCUCUCAUUCUUGUUCGAUGGCCGUCGAGGAAGGGUUGGAUUCUGAAGACGACGACGAACUCGUGGCUAGGUUGUUGCUCGGAAAUCCGCAUCGUCGUUUCUUUUAGUUUUUGCUUCUUCUUCUUCUUCCUCUUCUCUUUUUUCCCACUUUUUUUUGUGUUUUUUUUUUGUGGUGUGGUGUGGUGUGGUGUUUGGGUUGUGUAGGUGAAGGUGGAUUAGCUAGCGUACGUUUUCUUUUCGUUCUUUUCUUUCAUUUUUCAUUUUUUUUUGUAUAUAUAUAUAUUCUGUCUUUGUUUUUUAUGGUAUGGUUAUGAGAAUUUUUAUUUCGAUUCGACACUAUAUGUCCACUUUAUCUAUCUUUCCUUGGCGGGGUAUUGUGUAUAUAUCCUACGUAAGUCGUUUUUCUUAAUCUUUCGAUGUG
Messenger RNA from Puccinia graminis f. sp. tritici CRL 75-36-700-3, 3138 nucleotides. RefSeq lists its product as uncharacterized. The record is from RefSeq and is a predicted model, not a curated record. The transcript has 6 exons. Gene Ontology annotation, cellular component: nucleus. NCBI's taxonomy places the organism in Eukaryota, Fungi, Basidiomycota, Pucciniomycetes, Pucciniales, Pucciniaceae. Gene Ontology annotation, molecular function: metal ion binding. Bases 50 to 2824 code for a protein of 924 amino acids.